Daphnia magna is the source of this 3979-nucleotide messenger RNA. It is a transcript of the gene Upf2, whose product is annotated as regulator of nonsense transcripts 2. Gene Ontology annotation, molecular function: protein binding; RNA binding. Lineage: Eukaryota; Metazoa; Arthropoda; Branchiopoda; Diplostraca; Daphniidae. The transcript has 17 exons. The record is from RefSeq and is a predicted model, not a curated record. Gene Ontology annotation, biological process: nuclear-transcribed mRNA catabolic process, nonsense-mediated decay. Gene Ontology annotation, cellular component: cytoplasm; exon-exon junction complex. Bases 138 to 3692 code for a protein of 1184 amino acids.
CAACGUUUAGUCUGCUACAGUCGAAAGAGCGAUCUUGCCUAGAUUUUUGACGCUAAGAUUUUUAAAUAAAAAAAAUAUAAACUCGUCUAGUUUCCACUUCAAAGUAAUUUGUCGAAUUUUUAGUUUCUUACACCAAAAUGGAAUCUACCUCAGAGGUACCUGAUGACUGCUGUCAAGUAGCUGAUGAAGCAGAGAAAGAAGCCUUAGCCUUGGUGUGUUGUAAUUAUCAGAUCAUAACAAAAAGUUUCAAAGAAACAAUUGCAGAAAUCGAAAGUCAUCUGGCACAUAAAGCACAGCUUAGAAGUAGGCUACACACAACAGUUCAGAAUCGACCAGAAGAAUCCUACUUCACAAGAUUGGAUUCUAGCAUAAAAAAAAACACUGCCUUUGUAAGGAAACUCAAGAACUUCACAGAAGCUCAGAAAGAAAGCAUUUUGAAAGAUAUAAACACACUGAACCUUACAAAAUACAUCAGCGAAGUUGCCAAUGCUAUUGUUGAGGCAAAAUUAAAAAUGACUGAUAUCGCCAGCAUUCUGCAAGUGUGUGUUGUUCUCCAUGAGAAAUAUGCAGAUUUUUCCUCUCAAAUACUGGAGGCAUGGCAAAAAGUUCUUUCAUUGAAGAAGGACGAAAAGGUUUCAAAUCCUAGUAAGAUGAGAGUUGAUGUUCGUUUUUAUGCAGAUUUGAUAUCUUGUGGAGUCUUGACUCCUAAAGAAGGUCUUCCUUUGCUGGGCAGUUUUCUCACUAAUCUUAUUCACGGUGAUAAGGAAGAACAUAACAGUGCCACCAUCAUUCUUGCGUUCUGCAAAUUUUGCGGCGAAGAUUACGCAGGUCUCGUUUCACAAAAAUUAUUGAAUGAUGCUGAGCGCUUCAAAAUGACCGUUCCGACUAGCAAUUGGCUACCACCUGACAAACGCCAAAAUGUUCGAAACCUGCUACGCGAAUACUAUUCGUCUCUUUGUAAACAUCUCAUUCAGGAUCACAAAGAGCUACAGAACUUUGAAAGACAAAACCGACGGAUCUUACAGACUAAAGGAGAACUGAGCAACGAACGCAAAGAAAAACAGGAAGUGCUAAACCAGAGUUUCGCAAAACUUUUGAACAUGACUCAGCAGUUUGCGGAUGUCUUAGCUGAGGAGUUACCUGAGCUGCGACAGGAUCUCAGUCCCAGAGACGAAGAGUGUUCUGUGUUAGAACUUUGCGAGAAUAUGUCGGAUCAAGCACGUGAAACUCUAAAUGAACUUCUCUGGGAAAAUGAAGAAGGAAGACAGUUUUACGAGAAUCUACCCAAUCUGAGUGUCUAUUUGCCAAACUUGGUUCCCAAAGCUACCAUGGAAGCUCCACCUCUCCCUGAUCCUGCCGAACAGAUGAUUGAUAUUGAAAAAGAAGCCAAAGAAAUUGAGGAAGGGGAACAAGCCAAGGAAGAAGGCGACGAAGAUAUCAAACCUGCAGAGUUAGAAGACGAAAAAGACGACGCAGAUGUUCCAGUUAGUCUCCAGUCCAACAAAGUCCUUCUGGAUAGUUUCCUUACCACUCUGUCAGCUUGCGUUAACCGUGAAAUGAUUGACUCUGCUGCCAUUGAAUUUUCUACAAACCUAAAUACUAAACAUAAUCGGAAGAAACUUGUGAGGGCCCUAUUUACUGUACAACGGACACGGCUAGAUCUCUUACCAUUCUACUCGCGUUUGGUAGCUACAUUGCAUCCCUACAUUCCGGAGGUUGCCACAGAUUUGUGCAAUUUUCUAAGGCAGGAUUUCAAAUAUCAUGUUCGAAAGAAGGAUCAAAUAAACAUUGAGACCAAGGUGAAAAUUGUUCGGUUUAUCGGGGAACUAACCAAGUUCGGCAUGUACCCACGCGCAGACACGUUGCAGUGCUUUAAGCAGCUUUUGCUAAACUUCGCACACCACUACAUUGAAAUGACCUGUCAUCUGCUUGAAACGUGUGGACGUUUUUUGCUCCAUCAACCGGAUUCCCAUCAGCGUACUAAAGUCUAUUUGGAUCAAAUGAUGCGAAAGAAGUCUAUGCUCGCAUCAGACUCACGUUAUUUGACGAUGAUAGAGAACGCCUAUUAUCAGGUGGUUCCUGUGGACAGCAGUGCUCGGAGUAGUCACAUAAAAAUCCGCCCUCCACUCCAUCAAUAUAUCCGUCAUCUUCUUUAUGUCGAGCUUGGAAACAAGGGCUCUACAAACAAAAUCCUUAAACAACUGAGGAAGCUCAACUGGAAAGAUCCUGAAGUAGCAUCGUAUGCAAUUCGUUGCUUGACGUCAGCGUGGAAGGUUAAGUUUCCUAAUAUCCGUACGCUGGCUGGUGUCGUAGCCGAAUUGACGCUUUACCAGGAAUUCGUUGGUCACCGCAUUGUUGACGCCGUUCUGGAAGACAUUCGAUGGAGUUUGGAAUUUCCUAUAUCCAAAUUCAAUCAAAGGCGCGUGAGCAUGGCAAAAUAUUUGGCAGAGUUGUACAACUACCGCAUGGUGGAAUCGUCAGUCGUCUUCAAAGUUCUCUACACUUGCAUCACUUUUGCGGUUAGUUACGACCGUACUGUAGAAUCGGAGUUGGAUCAGCCCGAUAACCUUAUGCGCUUGCGGUUAGUCUUGACCAUCCUCGAUACGUGUGGUGUCUUCUUUAGUUCUGGAUUAGCCAAGAAGCGGCUAGACUGUUACCUGGUUUACCUUCAGUACUAUCAUUUGUUCAAAAGGUCUUUGCCAAUUUGGACGGAGGACAAUCCUUUCCCGGUAGCAAUAGAUUUUGGCAUUAAGGAUAUGCUGCAAUCGCUGCGCCCAAAACUCAAGCCUUAUAAAACCUUGCAAGAAGCUGCUGAUGCUGUAGAAAAUUUGGAAAAGGAAUUGAUGAACAAACUGUCGUUAGCCAUGCCGGAGUUGCACAUGGAUGUGGUAAUGGCUGAUGACACUUUGGCCUGUAUAGAAGAAGAGGACAUGGAGGAAGGGGAGGAAAUGCCAGAAGUGGAUGAUGAUUCCAUAAAUGAUGAGCAGUCGCUUUCACGUUCAAUGUCUCAGAUGACAACACGUGGUGAAGCCACCCAACCGGACGACGAUUCGGCCACUGCAGAGGCAAUAACUGCCCCGCGCAAGGCGCUAUGCCCUGAAGAUGACGAUUUCAUGGCAGCUCUAGAUCGUAUGGUGGCCGAGAAUAUUCAUGAAGCUUAUUCGCGUGGCAAAGAAGCUAGCAAAGCACCAGCUGUCGAUAUUGCAAUCCCUUGGCAGGUUAAGGCUUCGCUAAAGAAACCUAGUGAGGGGUCUGACAAAAACUUUUUGGGUGAUUCCAUUGGAGGUGAACUAGGAGGAGCCUUGGCCGUAGCCGAAGCUUCUUCCGCUUGCGCAGCUGUUGCUUCAUCUCCCCCAUCGGCCUCCCAGGACAAUCCGACUGUUAAUUUCUUCCUAAUGACGCGUAAAGGCAAUAAGCCACAGUUCAAGAAUCUGGCCCUGCCUUCAGACUCCGAACUUGCUCAGAACCUUCGCAAUCGCGAAGAGGCUGAAAAAGCAGAGAAAGAACGUGUGAAAAAGUUGACGUUGGAUUUCAACGAACGCCAGGAAGAGGAAGAAUUCCAAGAUUUGUACGGCGGGGCAAAUCGUCCAGCUGUUCACAAUGUCAAUCGCGAUCGCCGAGGUCGUUUCCAGCAUCCCAAAGGUGUGCCAGACGCUGAGUUGAUUUUCGGAGGUGCGAGAAAGAAUCGGUGAAAGUCAGAGAUUUCUGUAACGUGUUCAGGAUGUGAUUGAAGUUUUGAGUAAAUAAGUAAAGAAAACGAUUCAUAAACAUCACGAAGUAAUCCACGGGUGAAAAGUAAUUUACAAUGAGAUUUUGAUCUUAUUUGACGUCAUAGUUAACGUCAUAUUUGCCCUGCAUUCGUGUUUCUUCUUUGCUGUUUCGCCAGCCGUAAACGAUGUAAACAGAUAAACCUGACAGGACGACAGGAGCGAAAAAUUACUGUUUGAUCCAAUACAAAUUUUGUUGAUUAUCUUUUCAA